Messenger RNA from Branchiostoma floridae (Florida lancelet), 1047 nucleotides. RefSeq lists its product as uncharacterized. The record is from RefSeq and is a predicted model, not a curated record. NCBI's taxonomy places the organism in Eukaryota, Metazoa, Chordata, Leptocardii, Amphioxiformes, Branchiostomatidae. The coding region runs from base 158 to 922 and encodes 254 amino acids. The transcript has 7 exons.
GGUCGUGUGACAUCCGCUCAAGGUCACAGCUGCUUCAUGGCCGUGGAGUUCUAUAUAACCGCCAGACGCUCAACGUUGUCCCAUCCACUCGUACAUCAAACGGUGAGAGUUACGUGUCUUGGUGUUCUUGCUCAACUACAUUGUUGAAACAAUCGUCAUGAAGGCGUUUAUCGUGAUCGCUCUGCUGUGCCUCGGAGGCACCCAGGCCAGUCUUCUGGACGAUCUGGCCGCCGCCACCACUGCCGCCCUGGACGGCAUCCUCUCCACCGCCCAGACCGCCGCACAAGAACUGUUGGACACCUACGUGCCCGUCCUCGGCCAGACCGCCCAGCAGCUGGUAGGAGAAGCGGUUCAAAAUCUGGGAGAUUCUCUGACCGGCCUGCUUAGCGGCAAGAAGAAGCGCCAGGAGUUCCAGACCGAGAUCGGCAGUAUCCUGCACGAUGGUGUCAUGGACCUGCUGGAGCACACCACCCAGGCCAUCCAGAAUGUCCAGACCGCUCUCACCGGCACCAUCGACUCUCUGUUCGGGACCGGGACUACAGACCCUGCUCAGGCUAUCGCCACCACUAGGCGUCUUCUGCUUAGCAACCGCCUCAAGGCCAAGCAGGCUAUCGCUGCAACAAAGAUCAGGAUGUCCCGUGGCUUCUUCGACGACCUUGCUGCCGGUGUGUCCACCAUCUUCCAGCCCGUCAUCGACCAGGCUUCCGUGGCCUUCAACCAGCUCGUUGAUGCCGCCACCGCUGUCGGUGCCCAGGUGGUCGACCACGGCACAACCCUCCUCAACAACCUCAGCACCACCGUCAACGACACCAUCAACUCGCUGACUGCUGUUGCCCAGCCCUACAUCGAUGACGCCAACACCAUCAUCAACUCCGUCUCCAACCACUUCACGGAGACCUUCGGCGCCGGCACCACCGCCUAAACACCCGGGGACGCGCGGGGAACACAGCACCUCCUACCGUAUAGUCAGGCACGACAUACUGGGAGGCUGCAUAGAAAAUUGGUCCGUGAAACGAGGAAUGAAUAAACAAUAAUCAGUCAAAAAAA